Acanthochromis polyacanthus (spiny chromis) is the source of this 7035-nucleotide messenger RNA. RefSeq names its product CCR4-NOT transcription complex, subunit 3b (gene cnot3b). NCBI's taxonomy places the organism in Eukaryota, Metazoa, Chordata, Actinopteri, Pomacentridae. The record is from RefSeq and is a predicted model, not a curated record. Gene Ontology annotation, biological process: nuclear-transcribed mRNA poly(A) tail shortening; regulation of DNA-templated transcription; regulation of stem cell population maintenance. Gene Ontology annotation, cellular component: nucleus; CCR4-NOT core complex; P-body.
GGUAGCCAUCUUGGAUGUGCGGAGUGAUUGUUUAGCGAGAAGAAUUGACAUUUUUUUUUAGAAAAUAAGCCUUCAUACUGAGUCGCUGAAGAUCUGACGGAGUGCGGCGACAGAGGAAAGCGAUCGCAGCUCGGAAAAAUCCAGUGAAAGAAGGCAUGAAGACAUCAUCCUAGUCGUCAGCCAUGGCCGAUAAAAGGAAACUACAAGGUGAAAUAGAUCGAUGUCUGAAAAAAGUAGCGGAGGGAGUGGAACAGUUUGAAGACAUCUGGCAAAAGCUUCACAAUGCAGCCAACGCAAACCAGAAGGAGAAAUAUGAAGCAGACCUCAAGAAAGAGAUUAAAAAGCUACAGCGUCUUCGAGACCAGAUCAAGACGUGGGUGGCAUCCAACGAGAUCAAAGACAAAAGGCAGCUAGUAGAGAACCGCAAACUCAUAGAAACGCAAAUGGAGCGGUUCAAGAUCGUGGAAAGAGAAACGAAGACGAAAGCGUACUCUAAAGAAGGACUAGGACUCGCCCAGAAGGUGGACCCUGCCCAGAGGGAGAAGGAGGAGGUCGGCACGUGGCUAACGAACACGAUAGACACGUUGAACAUGCAGGUGGACCAGUUUGAGAGCGAAGUGGAGUCUCUGUCGGUCCAGACGAGGAAAAAGAAAGGAGACAAGGAGAAACAGGACCGGAUCGAAGAGCUGAAGAAGUUCAUCGAGAAGCAUCGGUACCACAUCCGGAUGCUGGAGACGAUACUCAGGAUGCUGGACAACGACUCGGUGCAAGUCGAAGCCAUCAGGAAAAUCAAGGAUGACGUGGAGUACUACCUAGACUCGUCACAGGAUCCAGACUUUGAGGAGAAUGAGUUCCUGUACGACGACCUGGAUCUGGAGGAGAUUCCUCAUCUCGCCACCUCCCCACCGGGUCACUCACACUUGGAGGACGAGAUCUUCCAGCACUCCAGCAGCACACCCACCUCCACGACCUCGUCCUCGCCCAUACCCCCGUCGCCUGCAACUUGCACUACAGAGAACUCAGAAGAUGACAAGAAGAGGGGACGUUCAACAGACAGUGAAGUUAGUCAGUCGCCUGUGAAGAACGGAAACCCCUCCUCCUUGUUAUCCUCUUCUUCCUCCUCCUCCUCUUCUUCCUCCGUCUCGGGACUAACCUCAUCCUCACUGGUCUCUAUGGCGACCAUCGCCGGGGGAGGAAGCGGCGGCUCUGGGGGCAACAGUCACCACGGCAACUCGGGGGGUCUCCACUCCAACACUUUGGCCGGCAGCUACAGCAACGCCACCCAGCAGCAGCCGUCAGCACAGCAGCAGGCCAAAAACUCCAUCAGCUCCGCCUCCAUGGCGCCCAUCUCCAACCCCAGCACCUCCACCAACAGCCACCCCACCUCCUCCGCCUCCUCCCCACCCAAUGCCAGCACACAGGGGCUCUUCACUUCCAACUCCCAGCCUCAGGGCCCCCUGGGACCCACGCCGACCUCCAACAGCCUGGGCCUCAGCCUGGGCCUGUCUCUGGGGAAAGGCGGCCUGUCGGGCUCCAUCACCACCAGCCCAUGUCCGGGCCUCGGCCUGUCAGGGAUGCCGGCGUCCCUGAGCAGCAUGGCGGGGCUUCUGUCCGGCUCCACCCCGGCUCCCUAUGCUCAGGCGGCUGCCUCGGGGGCGGUGGGCUCGGGCUUACCGGCCUCUCUGGGCGGCGUCAGCACCACGACCACCAACAGCGCCGUGGGCUCCAUCGGCAGCGGCAGCAUCACGGUCGGCGGGCCGACGUCCUCGUCAGGAGGGCUGCUGGGGGCGUCGCCGGGGGUGGGCAGCAUCGGGUCUGGGAUUCUGGGUCUGGGCUCCGGUCAGUCGGGGGUGCAGGGGUCGUCCCUGAUGUCACUGAGCCCGGUAGGAGGUUUAGCUCCAGGUAGUGGAGUCGGAGUUAUCGGGAGCAACGGAGGCAGCGGUGGGUCAGCGGGGAGCGUGGGAGUAGUCGGAGGAAACUCAUCGCUGUCUGUGCGACCGCCGAGCCAACAGAAGCAGAACGGUAGCACGAGUUACAGUGCAGUAGUAGCAGACAGCACAACAGACUCCGCCCUCAACAGUGCCAGCCAAUCACAAAGCAGCCAACCUUCAUCUCUGACCUCCACAGCCAAUCAGCCUAAGGACACUGGUCGUCUACUGGGCUCUAUGAGUCUGUCGUCCAGCUCCCCGUCUCCCGCCUCCUACAGCGAGUCCAAAGCGGUGAGCGGCAGCAGCCUGCUGAACGGACCGCUGUCGUACUCUCAGUCCUCCGACAGCAUAAAGCCCCAGGAGCCUCUGAGCAGCCUGAAGUCCAUGGCCGAGCGAGCAGCACUCAGCUCAGGGAUCGAGGGAGACGUGCCCUCCCUGCACCUCACCCCAGACAUCUUCCCCAGCAGCACUACGGCCCCCUCGGGUCCCCCCUCAGCACCUCAGCCCUCGCUGUCGGAGGUCAGCAUCCCCCCUUCGUUGGGGGUCUGUCCUCUGGGGCCCGUCCCCCUGUCCAAAGACCAGCUCUACCAACAGGCCAUGGAGGAGGCGGCGUGGACACACAUGCCUCACCCGUCCGACUCCGAGAGGAUCAGGCAGUACCUGAUGAGGAACCCCUGCCCCACCCUGCCUUUCCACCACCAGGUGCCACCCCCCCACUCCGACACUGUAGAGUUCUACCAGAGGCUUUCUACUGAGACCCUGUUCUUCAUCUUCUACUACCUGGAGGGCACUAAGGCCCAGUAUCUGGCAGCCAAAGCCCUGAAGAAGCAGUCGUGGAGGUUCCACACCAAGUACAUGAUGUGGUUCCAGAGACACGAAGAGCCCAAGACCAUCACCGAUGAGUUUGAGCAGGGAACCUACAUCUACUUCGAUUAUGAGAAAUGGGGCCAGAGGAAGAAGGAGGGUUUCACGUUUGAGUACCGGUACCUCGAAGACCGAGACCUCCAGUGACCUGCAGAGAGACGCAGACGGACGGACGGACGGACAGCCGAGGACGUUAGAGAGGGACGGACUGACGGACGGAGAACGAGUGAAGAAAGAAGAUCCUCCUGCUGACAUUCCUGGAUCUGACCUCAGCUCUCUGAGGAUGGAGGAGGGUCAGCAGAGACUCGUUCUGAAACCCCCCCUCCUCCUCCUCCUCCCCCGGCACUGAUAGCUCCUCCCACCCUGUCCUCCUCCUCCUCCUCCUCUAUCCCUCCACCAUCCAGCCUUUUGUUUCCAUCUUUUCCUGACUUGACAACCAGAAAACAAAUCACACGUUUAAUAAUGAGACUAUCAUGAGCUUUCCGCCCCUCGGUGUUUCCUGUUUUGUUGGCUUUAAAAACUGUUGCUUUUAUUCUCCCCUCGAGGACCAAAGAUACCUGGUUAAUCCCAUAAAACACUUCUUCUGAAGAGUCCAGCCUCAGUCUGUGCUGAAACGUCUCCCUAAUUAGUGGCAGCAGGGCAGGAAUCAGCUGGAAAAUUUAACUUUUAGAGAACUCCAAGCAGCUUCUUUUCCUGCCAUGUUUUUCCUUUUUUUUUUUUGGCUCAUUUUUCUCACCGAUAAAAAGUCCUGCACCUCACUGGAAACAGAAAAAUCCUUUCUAGAAGUGGAGAGAACUACAAUAAAAGUACUGUCUGCAGUUAAAAUAUCAUGAAGCACAAAAAAUAAAAGUUGAAUUCCUCUGAUUUGUUCCUGUCAGAAAAUCAACCAGUCUGACAUCUCAGGUGUUCCACACUGGAAAAUAUUAACAUGCUAUAUUUAUUUUACUGCUUACAGUUUAAAUUUUUCUCUAUCCUCGUCUUAGCACUGCCUGCAGUUCAGCUGAAAAACAGUGAAUUUUUCUGAGACGAUCUUUUAUCACAGCUUCACAGUUACAUUAAAAAGCACAGAAUUCUUUGUUUUUCACCAAAUCUGGUUACAGCGAUUCAUCUGUUUUUGGCAAAUUUUAAAAAGACACGAAGCUCACAUUUGGGGACUUUUCUGGGUAGUUCAAAGAGUGUUGGAAAGUUUACAGUCCAAUGAUUCAGAAGAGAACUGAAGACACAAUUCUAAUGGAAUAAAUCACCUAAAAAGGGGGAAAAUGUGAAUUUUUAGAGUUGUUUAUUUUACAAAAGUUUUAAGAAGCACUCAGAUGAACAGCACUGUUCUAAGAGCACACAGCUGUGAGCAUUGCUGGGGAUAAUUUUACUCUACAUGAUGUCACAGAUGUACAGUUUUAGUUUUUCUUUGAACACAGCCUGCAGUUCAGCAGAGAACUCCCAGAUUUUUCUCCUCUCUUGAUCGUGUGUCUUCAUGGAGACUCCAAAAGCAGAAAGAAUCCUCAGAUUUAGAACUUUUUGCUGCUCCUUGAACGUGAUCUCUCAUGCUGUUUGGUUGGGAACUUCACCAGAUUUAAGCCUAAUGGAAUAAAAAUAACUCAUUAGUGAUUCAUGUGGGGACCAGGGAACUAUCAUUCAGGGACUUCUAGGAUGAACUGCAGGCCGUGUUUCUACAGACGGGGAUGAAAACAGAUAAAACAUCGAAGUAGGAACACAUUUGGAAGGCAGAUGUUAAGUCUUUUUUUUUUUUUUUGGUCUAAUUUAAUUUUUCUUCAACAGUUCUAAUUCUUCCAGAAGUCAUUUAAAGUCACCUGGGGACAGUUUGCUUUGAGAUGCAGGAUUUUAUUUUGCGGUUAAGAAAUAAGCCACAGAAUGGAAAGAAAUGAGAAAACAAAGAAACUGCUUUUGGUCCAGAAUCACUGGAAACAAAACUUUGAGCUUCGAAAAGAUGAAAGUUCUGGAAGAGCUGCUGGAUUUAAACGAGCUCAUUUCGUGAACGUAGAAACGGGUCUGAUGUUCUGAAUAUGAACUGAAACUUCCAUGAAUUUGUCCUUCUAAAGAAAACAUGCGUUUAAACGUUUGAGAACCUUUUAUAAACCCGUCUGUCUCCAUCGUCCUGCUGCUGGUUGUCGCCUCAGAAACCUUCUGGCCGAUAGACCAUCCUCUGGUGGAUGAACAGCAGCCGGCUGGUCGUAGGAGGCAGCAGGCUUCUCUCUCGCACUUAUCGUCUCUCAGAGGUCCUAACCCUUUCGUGAAGAAUCCUCCAGAAAAACCCCGACCUGCCCGCUACCGUCGAUCCUCGGUGGAGGAGCAACAACCGUAGGAUCGUCUUCUACCUGGUGGGCAGCGUGACAGAGGGUCAAACUUAGAUCAUCCCUCAGACCUUUUACCUUAUAAUCCUGCCUUCCAGCCCCAGAUCAGGUCUAGAAGUCUUUAUCUCGUCAUGAUACUCCAGUUCCGUCUGGUUCUUCAGGUCUUUACCCGGCAGAGUGAAGCAGACUGGAGCAUCGUUGGUGUUUAAUGGCAGAAACUGAACUUUUUCUCCGGUUCUGCUCUCAAACACUAAAAUGUUGGUGAUGGAGGCCAGUUCGUCUCCUCGUGAGCUUUUCAAAUCAGACUUUUUUACGCUUUACGGUGCACAAACCAAACUCCAGUCGCCUCCACUCUGUUGACGACACAAUGAGUGGUUGUAGAUGUUCAGAGUUAAAGAAACCAGCUGAGGAAACUAAGCAUCGUUUCCUACUAAAAACACAUCUGUCUGUCUGAGACGUGGAUGAAACGAUUGAUACUCCUUAAAUCUGAUAGAACCGGCUCUUCUUAGCUGGUUCUGUCGUCUGUUUGCUUUGUGCUGAACGUUGAGUUGUGGUUUCAUGAGAAACUUGUGUUCUGGACGGUUUCUUGGCUGGAAGCUUCUCGUCUCUCUGGUGCUCUGGCAGCUUCCUGAAGAUGACUCCCCACCAAGAAACCAAACCAGCUCCCCGUAAACCCUCAGACUGUUCUUCUAGCAUCAGUUAAACAGCUACAGGCUCCCAUUGGCCGUCCCCUAAUCCCCACUGUCAUGUGUUACUAUCAUCUAGAUCUCCUGGAUGAGCCGAGAUAACAGCAGCCUUCAUAUUUUGAAGCCCUGCUGGUAUUUUCUGGUGAAUCAUCCGUUGUAGUGACAGUCCUCGCCUCCAUGGAUGCUAAUUUUCCACCAAAACAAUUCAACCCGUCGUUAUUUUGAGUCUUCGACCAACACACUAGUGAUUGGUUUAAAUCUACCCAGAGUGGAACCAACCAUCUCAACAAACUAUUCCUCUAAAGAUUAAAGCUGGAUUCUUCUCUAAACAUCUCAACCUCAGCAGAUAAAACCGCAAACAUCUGCUGAACCAGAUGCUGCUGGAGGACAACAAGGAACGAUCAGGGUUGGACCAACAGCUCCUUCCUUCCUUCCUUCCUUCCUUCCUUCCUUCCUUCCUGAGCAUCACCAGCAGGUCUGUCCACGUCUCCUCCACCUUUAUCUCCUCCACUUUUAUCUCCUCCAUGUUUACACUCUGAUCAAACACUCACUGCCCUGAACAGCAGCUCCUCCUGUUUUCUUUACAACCAGAACAUUUCCUCUUCCUCCUCCUCAUCUUCCUCCAUACCAGGUAGAUAUUUCCUUUAUUUCUCAGGAAGUAUUUGAUAGACCAUUAAAUGAGGAAAUGUUUCCGCCAGCAGCAGCAGCAGCACAGUGAUCUCCUCCUCCUGCCUCCUUUUUAGUUCCUUUCCUCCACAGCGGCCCUUUUCAUUUCACAAAAAGCUUUUUUUUUUUAAACAAAUACAAAUAUCCUCCAAUGUUUGGAGCAGCACCUGGAAGAGACCACCGUUCUAUUUUGUAUUUGUUGAAUAUCUUGUGGUAGAUGAUUUUUUUUCUUCUUUUUUUAACCCAGAGGAGAACGAGGAUCUUUUUAAAGGAGGUGUUUUUAUCACCAGACUCUCCACCUGAACCCACAGUCCUGCUUUUACCCGGUCUGUUUCCGGGUUGUUUUUUGGAUGAGAGGUCCAUCUGAGAGCCUAAAUGUGAAUCUCUCUGUGCCCUCGGUAAAGUGUUGUACAGACUCUCACUCUUCAAACCUCUCCUCCUGUUUUUUGUUUCUUCUGUCGUUUGUUGUCGUCAGACAGCAUGGAAUAAUGACACUCACAGAGUGGCGCUGACAAAGUAAAUAAUGACAUAACCACGAAUAAAGGAUUGUAAAAUAUUAAUAAAAGAAUUACUUUUCAGAAA